GGCAGAGCGCGUCUCGCGGAAACACAGGUCCUGGAGGAUGAUCACGAGGCGCCCGCGUGUGUACGUGUGUUUAUAUACAGCUUAUAGAUAAUUGUCGGAUGUGGACGUGUCUGUGAUUGGAGACGCGUGGACAUGUCCCGACAUCUACGCUGGAAUAUAAAUCGGAUUAAUCAAUAGAAAUCAAGAAUUCAAGUUAGGCACGUGCGCAGUGAUCAGAUCCAUUGAUCACACUCCAUUACCUUAUUAAGCUCUUUAUUAUUAGUAGUAUUAUUAGUGUUUAUAAAUCCAUCAUGGAGGUGGAGAGAGACUUCAUUCACACUCCUCCACCCAAAACUGUGCGCUUUGGGGACAAUGUUGUCAACACUUUGGCCAAACUCGAGCAGGGAGACACAAGUGACUAUGAGAUGAUAAAGCACCAACUUUUAGACCCUGAUAUUAAGGACGCUCAGAUCAUCAGCUGGCUGCAGGAGUUCAGGGCGUGUGUCACGCAACUCGGCAAAGAGCACGAACAGCUGAUCUACCCACUUUUGAGGUUGCCGUGGCUCGGGCGGAGUCCCGCCGUGGUGGACGAAUACCUGGCGUUCCUCGGUAACCUGAUCUCGGCUCAGACCGUGUAUCUGCGGCCGUGUCUCAAAUCGCUCGUCUCCAAUUUCACACCCAGAAGAGUCAAAAUCCGUGAAGGGAACGUGGACAUAUCGGAUUCGGAUGACGACGACGAGAACCUUCCUAGGAUAUUCGAUCACUGUCAUCGAGCCUUGCAGAUGAUCGCAAGAUACGUUCCAUCCACCAGUCACUUCCUGAUGCCGAUCCUCAUCAGCAAUUUCCCGUUCGUACAGAAAUCUUCCAGAACACUGGAAUGUUAUGUUCACAACCUGCUGCGGAUCACCGUCUACGUUCCAUCUCUGAGACGGGACGUGCUGGAGCUCAUCGUCGGCAAGAUGCUCGCUCUGGAUGUGAGCGCCCCCCGCAGUGAGAUCGAGGAGAUGGAGAGUUUGAGAGAGCAGAACGCAGUGGCACAGGAGGACUUUCUGUUCAACAUGGAUGAGGACGAGGUUCCUCCAGGUGCCGACGGUGCGGUGAUGUUUCACUCUGGCGAGAGACUGGAUACGUUGAUGUCGGUGCUGCUGACCUUUAUCAAGGACAUGAGCCAUGUUAACGGAGAGUUGGAUGUGGUGAGAGUCAAAACUCUGUACAGAGAUCUGGUGUGCGUGUUCGAUAAGCUGGUGCUGCCCACUCACGCUUCCUGUCACGUGCAGUUCUUCAUGUUUUACUUGUGCAGCUUCCGCCUGGGUUUGUCUGAAGCCUUCCUGGAUCACCUGUGGAAGGUCCUACAGAGCCCAUCUCAGCCCGCUGUUCUUCGCCAGACCGCCACCGCUUACAUGGGAAGCUUCCUCGCCAGAGCCAAGUUCAUUCCCAUAGCGACUGUGAGGGCAUGUCUGGACCUGCUGGUUCCUUGGCUUCAUCUCUACAUCGACAGCCAAGACUCCGGUUCUAAAGCGUUUUGUGACAUUUCCCUGCACGGGCCGUUUUACGCCUCCUGCCAGGCCGUGUUUUACACACUCAUCUUCAGACACCGAGCCAUCCUGGGGGAAAACAUGAAGAAAGGCUUGGCCUAUUUACAGAGUCUGAACCUGGAGCGGAUUGUGAUGAGUCAGCUGAACCCACUAAAAGUGUGUUUGCCGGCUGUCACCAACAUGUUCGCCUCCAUCAUGAGGAAAUAUCAGCUGGUGUUCUGCUACACAAUCAUCGAGCGAAACAACCGCUGCAUGUUGCCUGUAGUGAGGAGCUCAAUGGGAGGAGACUCUCUUUCCACCAACACCAAUCCUCUGGAUACGUUUUUCCCUUUCGACCCGUACCUGCUGAAGAGAUCCGGACAUUAUUUCGAAUCCAUCUAUCAGGUGUGGGAAGAACCGAGCGACUGCAUGGCAGCUCAGAAGAAACACGUCACAAAUAAUCCUACAGAAGAAGAGGACGACUUCCUGCACGGUGAAACUCCUAAAGCCGACACGGUGAUGGGGUCGUACGAGUCGCACCGCCACAGCCCCAGCAGCGUUGGCUCUCCUCCCAUCGCCUUCCUCCAGCGGCCGUUCUGAUACACUUCUAAAUCAGAAAUCUGAGAUGUUCUUCUUUCUUCAGACCACCAGGAAGAGACUGUUCUUUCACAUUCUCAUUCAGGUUACACACAACUUCGCAAAACAUGUUUCAAGAGGACUUGGGAGAAGUUUCUGUACAUUUAUAUAACUUAUUAUAGAAGUUUAAACAAGGACAUGACAGGAAUCAAGACGAAUGAAAUGAUAUUUGUCAUAAUGACUGUGGCAUCAUGGUAGCUAGCUGGUGCUAAUCCGAUGCUAAAAACUGACCUAGCUCUAAUGAACUAGCCUGACAGGAUUUCUAAACGGACUUUUUCAUUCACGUUAAUAAAUGUUCAUAAUAAUCAAGAAUACCGGUAGCAUGAUGGCUAACUAAAGAAGUCAAACAAGUCAAAUGUUAGCAGUCGAUCGAUAGCGUUAAACCGUAGGAACAAUCCUCGUUUCUUCACUCGGUCAUGUUCGCUAUCUUGAAAUGGUUUUUUAUAAAUGUUUGUAACAUUUUGUAAACAGUCUGCCAUGGUUUAAAAGCUAAUGUUAUUGGCUAACACGACUUAAUCUGACAGGAUUGUGAAGAGAAUCGUUUCAAAUUCUCACGUUUUCAUAAUCUUCAUGGCUACCAAAAGCCAGCUGGCUAACGUGAUUAAAACCUGACAGGAUUUCUCAACAUGUUAGGGCCGCUAGUUUUGAACUGUCUGACUAGCAUUUCUGUACGAAUUUUUCAGCAAAUUUAAGAAAUGUUUGUAAAAUUCAUUGUUUGCUAUGUUUGAUGUUCAUAAUUUUGCUAAUUAGACGAAUAAGUAUUUGGGCUGAUCAUGAUUUCUGACAGGAUUUUAAGGUUAUUUGUCAACGUUAAUAAUCCUCACUAGUGCUGUUAGCUAAUAUGGAUGGUCACGUAGACACGAUUUGGCGCUUCUGCGUCUGUAUCUUUGCUUCAUCUUUUCUUUUUUUUUUUAUCUUGGCAAAACAGAGAUAUACAAUCUUAUCUAAAGCACAUAGUGGUGCAAACCUGAAUCUUGUUCAUACGAGGUCAUCCUUGUAAAAUAAUUUUCGUUAUUUAUUACAGUAUAAAUAGGAUUUUUUUUUUUUUUUUUAAGGCGACUGUUUCUAGAAAAAGUCAUGAUCCGAUUCAAGUAGCAUUAAUAUGAAGAGGGGUUUCUUUUGUUUACUGUGUUAAAAUGGCUGUGCUACUUUCAUUUAGUUAAAUAAAAAAAAAGAUUGGGCUACUUGUUAUAUUAAAACCCUGAUCAUUGACUUUGUGGGCUUUAUUUUUUUUUUUUUUAGGUUUUCAGGUAUUUAAAGGGAUACAGGAAACUGUAAAGGUGCUCAGUGGAGUAACAAUAAAAAGACAAAACAGAAUUA
Messenger RNA from Silurus meridionalis, 3449 nucleotides. RefSeq names its product RRN3 homolog, RNA polymerase I transcription factor (gene rrn3). NCBI's taxonomy places the organism in Eukaryota, Metazoa, Chordata, Actinopteri, Siluriformes, Siluridae. Gene Ontology annotation, biological process: transcription initiation at RNA polymerase I promoter. Gene Ontology annotation, cellular component: nucleus. Gene Ontology annotation, molecular function: RNA polymerase I core binding; RNA polymerase I general transcription initiation factor activity. The record is from RefSeq and is a predicted model, not a curated record.